AUGUUGCGUGGACUGCGUCAUCCUGAAUGUCGUAUCAAAGCCAAACGGCCUUUAUCUUCUGAAUCUCUUCAUAAUUUGAACCGAAAAAACGACCAAUUUGUAAAGACGAGGUCAAACCACUUCUAUAAAGCUUGUUUUGACGAAGAGGUCAAAACAACCCAGGCCCGUGGGCUGCAGCUGAGUUUUACUGUGGCCGUGGAGCUCGAGUCCUGGUGCCUUGGCAGCACCGGUUCGAGUGCACAAAACAGGCUAUUUGUCGCUUACCUGUUAAGGCCAACUAGGCCCAGCCCCGUGCGCUUUAAAGUUGGUGAAUGGGGUUUUGCUGGUCCCAACUCGCUCUGCUCAACAGGCUUGUGUAGCAGCGUGAGUCGAGUUGGUGUUCGAGGGGGUGUCUUACCACCUGCCCUCGUAUCUCGACUGACUUAUACCACAACUUAUGUGGUCCAGGUGCAUGUGAACCCUUUCUUAGGCGUAGAGAUCUACGCGUUUGCAAUCAUAGUCCCGCCCCAGACUCGCAGUCUCAAUCACCCUCCAACUAUUCUUAGUCGAGUGAAACACAUUCACAUGCGACAAACGCGAAUACAGCCGCACAACCAGCAGAAGGAUGGAAAAGAGCAUUCCACUCCGGAUUUUGGACCGCGUGAAUGCGUUGUCGAGGUUUAUGAUUUGCAUACCGGCGAGGUCUCUUGUCGACUUGACAACAAUUCUAUUUCUUCCGGUCGCCCGAGGCCUGUGCUGCCCACCACCCUCAUUCUUUCCUGA
Molecule: messenger RNA, 762 nt
Organism: Protopolystoma xenopodis
Lineage: Eukaryota; Metazoa; Platyhelminthes; Monogenea; Polystomatidea; Polystomatidae
Source: the annotation of a GenBank genome assembly